AUGCUGACCCGCCUUCAGAAGAAGUACGCUGGCAAGCCUGUUCGCUUUCUGCUGUUCCCCUGCAACCAGUUCGGAAAGCAAGAGCCCGGCACAAACGCAGAGAUCAAGAAGUUUGCCGAGCAGUACAUUGAUCUGGCCAACUCCGGCCGUGGCAGCAACGUGAUCAUGUUUGCCAAGUCGAACCUGAAUGAUGUCGCCUGCACGUACUCUGGCGAAGAUGCGUGCACCCCAGAAUCAGCAGAGUGCUGCGCUCAAAACGAUGCGGUGUACAAGUACCUGCUGGCCAACACGCCUCCGGGAACCAUCGCCUGGAACUUCGAUAAGAUCAUCACCGACACGUCCGGGAAGCCCUAUGCCGGCGAAGUGAUCAUGCACGGUGGAGAUGUCGAUGCCGCCACCAGCAACGUUGUUGACAACCUUCUGAAGGGCGAUGCACCCAAUUUGGUGGCCCUGCCUGAGAAUGCCGUGGCUGUGCGUUCGAUGUCCUUGUGGCGCUGGCCGGCGUUGGCUGCAGCAGGUCUGCUCAUGGCCGUGCUGUACACAUCCAGGUCUCGACAGGACCUCGUUGGGGACGACAGCGCUGGCUACCUUCAGAUUGCGUAA
Molecule: messenger RNA, 603 nt
Organism: Symbiodinium natans
Lineage: Eukaryota; Dinophyceae; Suessiales; Symbiodiniaceae
Source: the annotation of a GenBank genome assembly